Molecule: messenger RNA, 448 nt
Organism: Hibiscus syriacus
Lineage: Eukaryota; Viridiplantae; Streptophyta; Magnoliopsida; Malvales; Malvaceae
Product: 60S ribosomal protein L18a-like
Exons: 2
Coding region: 1-447 (148 amino acids)
Biological process (GO): translation
Cellular component (GO): cytosolic large ribosomal subunit; ribosome
Molecular function (GO): structural constituent of ribosome
Source: RefSeq, a predicted model, not a curated record
AUGGAUACAGCCAUAGGAUCGUUUAAGCUGCCUGAGUGGCGAGCUCACACAUGCCGUUGUAUCGCUGUACCGGUAUUUUCUCACAGUACAUGUUUGAGGUUGCAGAUUUUUGAGAAAAACCCUACCAAGAUAAAGAACUAUGGCAUUUGGCUGCGAUAUCAAAGUCGAACAGGUUAUCACAAUAUGUACAAGGAAUACAGAGACACGACUCUCAAUGGUGCGGUAGAACAGAUGUACACUGAGAUGGCAUCUCGUCACAGGGUGAGGUUUCCUUGUAUCCAAAUCAUCAAGACAGCUACCAUCCCAGCAAAACUUUGCAAGAGGGACAACACGAAGCAGUUCCACAACUCGAAGAUCAAAUUCCCAUUGGUAGUCAAGAAGGUCAGGCCACCAACCAGGAAGCUUAAGACGACUUACAAGGCAACUAGACCCAACUUGUUCAUGUAGU